Molecule: messenger RNA, 468 nt
Organism: Paramecium octaurelia
Lineage: Eukaryota; Ciliophora; Oligohymenophorea; Peniculida; Parameciidae
Source: the annotation of a GenBank genome assembly
AUGGACUCAAACUUUUUUGAAGAUGAGCAAUUCAACAACAAUACUUGGGAUGAAUACUCUGAUCAAAUGAUUUGUCCAUCUCCUCUUCUGCUUGGGCAUCCUUAAAUUAAAAAGUUUAAUGACGAGGAUGAACAUUCGCUCAUCCAUCUCUAAUAUCAUACUGAUAAUAUGGAUGACGAUUAUAGUCAAUUUAAUUAACCUUCUCAAACUAAUUAAACUACUAUCAAAAAGAAGCUUCAAAAAAUUCAUAAGAGAACCUCAAUUAAAAAAAAUAAAAAUCCACCUUCUCUAAACAAGGUACUUAGUGACUUUAUUUCCUAUGUUAACCUUUCAGGAGAUAAUACUAUCACAUAAAUUCAAUAUUGUUAAUAAAUGAGACAACUUAUUGACAAUCUCGAAGGAAGCCUAUCCAGAAUCAAAUCAUAGAUUUUAAGCUAGUACCAGAAACAGAUAAAUUAGAAAAAUUGA